Messenger RNA from Arabis nemorensis, 2856 nucleotides. Lineage: Eukaryota; Viridiplantae; Streptophyta; Magnoliopsida; Brassicales; Brassicaceae. The record is from the annotation of a GenBank genome assembly.
AUGGCUUCUGCGACCGCCACGUGGACACCUAACUCCCUCCAGCUCCGUCUCGCUUUCUCCUCCUCCGGCGUUCGCCGGAGAUCGCACUCCGUUUACUUUCGACCUUCGCGGUUAGGUAGGAAAUCGGGUUAUGGAGUUGUCUGUGCUUCUCAGAAGCCGGAAGUCGACGCGUGGUCAGGAUCGGAUUCGUCAAAGCCGUCAUCGGAUGGCUUGGCUGGGUGGGACGAUUCCGGUAACGACGAAAAGUCUUCUAGAGCUGCGAAGAAGAGUUGGAUUGAAGGUGUAGUGGGGGCUGGAGUGGCUGGAAUCAUUUUGGUUGGUGGGCUAAGCUUCGCAGUAGCAUCUUUUAACAAGCGUAAUAAUCCCAGACUAAAACAGGAAAUGCAGCCGUUGACUUCUCAGCAGGAAAGUGUGCUUCUAUCAUCUGAUGAAAUUCCUAGUGAUGAAGUCAAGGUGGCUAAUAGUGAGGAAAACAUUCUUAAGGGCGAGGAUAAGAGUGUAGAGAACAAUGAUAUAAGCCAGCAAAGUGAUGAAGCGUCUGGUGAAGAUAAAAUACUUGGUACCGAGAAUUCGUCAUCUGAUGGUGUCAUAUCUGGUGGAACAGAUGCCACUGAAAAUAUCACUUCCCAAAAUACGCCUGAAGCAGAUCUGGUGCUCCAUGUACAAUCUGAUCCUGAGACAGCAGAAAGCGAGAAAAUAAUUUCUAAAUCCAAUUCUCUGGUGGACUCAUCCUCUGAGGCUAUUCUUCUAGAUUCAGAAAGUAGUAAUCUUGCUGGAGCGGGAAAUCCAACUUCUGAAGAUCCGGAUAGCCUUCCAAAAACUGAACCAACCAAUGUGUCUGGAUUAGAAAAUCAGGUUAACAGUCAGAAGGAAGAUUCCAUGCCUUCUUCUACUGACAUUGAUGCUGAUGGAGCCACCGGGACUGUAGCUGUUGGCAUUUUGGUUGCUUCACAAUCGGACUUGACUUCGGAUCCUCACACUGUGCCACUAAAUGACACGGAGACAGCAUUCUCGACUGUAACUGAGGAGCUUCCUGAGGUAAACAGAACACCUGAAGACUCGUCUACGAGAAGUAUGUCAUCAAUCUUAGACAUAGACACAACGAAAGAAAUUGAAUCUUCGAAAACUCCUGUGCCAGAAUCAACAUAUUGGUUUAAAGAUGAACUAAAUAUGAAUAGUCAAGAUGAGCUUGGCGACAACGGACAGCCUUUGGAAAUAUCGAAUGGUGGAAGUGCAUUUUCUUCAGCAGGAAUUCCUGCACCCUCUAUAUCUUUUCAAGUAAAUCCUGGAAAGAUUCUUGUCCCCGCAGCUGCGGAUCAGGUCCAGUGUCAAGCAUUUGCAGCUCUGCAAGUUUUGAAGGUCAUUGAAACUGACACCCAACCUAGUGAUCUAUGUUCUCGCAGAGAAUAUGCCCGGUGGCUGGUUUCUGCCAGCAGUGCGUUAUCGAGAAACACAACCUCAAAAGUGUAUCCUGCAAUGUACAUAGAGAAUGUUACUGAGCUUGCUUUCGAUGAUAUUACUCCAGAGGACCCUGAUUUUUCAUCCAUUCAAGGGUUGGCAGAAGCAGGACUUAUCAGGAGCAAGCUUUCUAAUCUUGAUUUGCUUAACGAUGUUGAUGGCACAUUCUUGUUUUCUCCUGAAAGCCUUCUUUCACGCCAGGAUCUUAUAAGCUGGAAAAUGACCUUGGAGAAACGGCAGCUUCCAGAAGCUGAUAAAAAGAUGCUGUACAAACUCUCGGGUUUCAUUGACAUCGAUAAGAUCAACCCAGAUGCAUGGCCUGCCAUUAUUGCAGAUUUAUCUAGUGGUGAACAAGGAAUCGCUGCCCUUGCAUUUGGUUGUACAAGAUUGUUUCAGCCUCAUAAACCCGUCACAAAAGCCCAGGCUGCCAUAGCUCUCUCAAGUGGUGAGGCUGCUGACAUAGUCAGUGAGGAACUGGCACGAAUUGAAGCAGAAUCCGUGGCUGAAAAAGCCGUGUCUGCGCAUAACGCCCUCGUCGCAGAGGUCGAAAAGGAUGUCAAUGCCAGCUUUGAGAAAGAGCUUUCCAUGGAACGAGAAAAGAUUGAAGCAGUCGAGAAAAUGGCGGGACAGGUGAAAUUGGAGUUGGAGCAGCUGCGGGAGAAGAGAGAGGAAGAGAAUCUGGCGUUGGUGAAAGAACGAGCUGCUGUUGAGUCAGAAAUGGAGGUGCUCUCAAGGUUGAGACGUGAAGCAGAAGAGAAGCUGGAGGAUUUGAUGAGCAACAAGGCGGAGAUAUCUUUUGAGAAGGAGAGGGUUCUGAAUCUUCGAAAAGACGCAGAAGAAGAGAGCCAGCGGAUUUCAAAGUUGCAAUAUGAAUUGGAAGUUGAGCGUAAAGCUCUGUCCAUGGCCAGAUCAUGGGCCGAGGAGGAAGCAAAGAGAGCUAGAGAACAAGCAAGAGCCUUAGAAGAAGCUAGAAAGCGAUGGGAAACAAAUGGACUAAGAGUUAUGGUUGACAAAGACCUUCAAGAGAAGAGCAGUGGAGAGGUAGAAGAAAGCGUAUUGCUAAACAGCGGAGAGCCUUCUUCGGUCCAAAAAACCGAGGAGAGGGCCCAAACCCUAAUGGAUAAGCUGAAGGGGAUGGCGGAAUCCAUAGGAGGAAAAUCGCGGGAAGUGAUAUUCAUUGUGAUGGAGAAAAUACGUUUAUGGAUUAUGGUUUUGAAGGAAUACGCGGAGAGUUUGGGGAAGCGAGCAGGGGAAAUGAGAGAGGCAGCCAUUGUUAGGGCAAAAGGAGCAUCAGAGGAGGUUGAGAAAGGGACAGCUCAGGUGAGCGAUAAGGUGAAGAGAAUGGCUGAAGAGUGCAGAGAUGGAGUUGGGAAGAUCUCUCAGAGGUUCAAGACCUAA